Acanthosepion pharaonis is the source of this 1077-nucleotide messenger RNA. The record is from the annotation of a GenBank genome assembly. Lineage: Eukaryota; Metazoa; Mollusca; Cephalopoda; Sepiida; Sepiidae.
AUGGUGGACGUGUUGUUGUCACGUGUUCGUCCUUUCCUUUGGGUGUCUACACUAAAUGGCUCCUGGUUGCCUUGUGGAUUAUUUUGGUUAUUGCUACUGCCCUGCUCUUUUUCCCAAAAUGACAGAUUACGUCACCAGGAGAAUGCAACACUACGGUGUUAUGCUGGUUCCUAUGAUAACAUCCUGAUGACACGCAGCCGUAUCUGUAAUGUGACGCAUAAUUCUGAUUCCGGAGUUCCCAUAGUAACUACACAUUGCAUUGUGUUUAAGUACAAUAAUUCAGGUGGGGUCAGCACAAUGUUCUCUUGUGAUGACCAUCAUUUAUGUGACCAUGUGCAAGGUGCAGCUCCACUAUACAAUGUGACAUAUGCUGGCCAUGUUGGUCAAUUACUUUGCUGUGAGAAGGACAAUUGCAAUGAUCACAGAUUGGCAGGACCUGUUCCACCAGUUGUUACAACUUGCUACCAGGGGACUAAAUAUAAUGGAACCGUCCGAGCAGGAACACAAGUAACUGAAUGCACAUUGCAGGAUGGUUGGUGUGUCCGCAACACAACCAAUGUAACCACACCCAGUGGCCUGCCUGCCACAACAGAAAACUACUCCUGUCAACCUAUGGAUUUGUGUGAUUAUUUCAACAUUACAGGAUCCCAUACCAUGUGUACCAGUAGCAAUUCCUCUGAAAUCUGUUGUUGCCCGGAAAAUCGCUGUUUUGCUAUUACUGGCCCAGGUGCUGAGGGGGAUGAGAGCAGUUCUACUUUUGCCACGGCAAUAUCAAGUGCAGAGACGAAUGGGGUAGCCCCACCCCACAAGGUUCAACUCCUUCGACCUGACAUGACGUCUCUGGGUCCCAAUCUAGGGAGCAGCCAUCAAACCUGGUUCUUUGUGGGCUGUCUUCUUCUCGUCUUCUCAGUCUUCUUCUGUUUGCUAGGCACCGUUGUUAUGGUCACCGUCCGCUACAGGCAGGGCAGACAGAAGCAGACCGUCACACUGGCUUACACCCGCAUUGCAGCUGACUCCCCUGCAGGCAAUGGAGAUGAAGACAUCCAAAUGCUUUUAGGGACUCGCGUUUACCGGUAG